Messenger RNA from Ruditapes philippinarum (Manila clam), 2443 nucleotides. RefSeq names its product baculoviral IAP repeat-containing protein 7-B-like. NCBI's taxonomy places the organism in Eukaryota, Metazoa, Mollusca, Bivalvia, Venerida, Veneridae. The record is from RefSeq and is a predicted model, not a curated record. Bases 401 to 1762 code for a protein of 453 amino acids. Gene Ontology annotation, biological process: regulation of cell cycle. Gene Ontology annotation, cellular component: nucleus; spindle microtubule; cytoplasm. The transcript has 9 exons.
CUCCAUAUAGAGGAUUGACAUGAUAUAUAUUGAUUUAACAAACAUUACUGAUAUAUACCAACGUAUUUGAUGAACUGACAUAUUUAUGGAUUAAUAUAUACAUUAAAAUUAUUUAUUUAUUAGUGGUGGAUUGUAAUCAACAUAAAUAAUUACCUGAAAUCAUGCAACAAAAUAAGGUUUUCAACAAAAACGCGUCUUUAAAAUCAUCUGUAUCAAGGAUGCAUGCUAGAGACAAAACACACGAGCAAAGAAAACCGAAGAAAAAACGGAAAAACGAAUCUGCAGGUUACAGAAUGUCCUGCAAAAGAAUGUUCAUGAAAGUACUGCAACCGCGGCGCGAAUGUAAAUCUUGUACGUAUAUACCCGCACCUGUUCGGGAUACGAAUGUUCGGACAAUUAUAUGUUAUCCAUUGUCAGGAGCAGAUUAUUCGAAACCUCUUUUACCAGAAGAGACGUCACAUCCGACCCAAGUCAGCGGGCAGAAGGAUCGAGUACAGACGAAUACGUUUUCUCGAAUGGAAGAUCAAUAUCAUACAUCCAAGGAAACAACUCAAUUCUACGACACCCUGGAGCUGGUGCAGCACUAACAACUCAGGCUAAUCAGUUUUACAGAUUUGAACAUGAACUUACUCGCGAAGAGAGCAAUACUCGUCGAAACACAGAGCAAAAUAUAAGGAAGAGAUUUAUGAAACCUCCUCGGUAUCCGGAAUACACAGACUACGGUCAAAGGUUAAAGUCUUUCGCCAGAUGGUAUAAACAAAAGCCAGACCCUACAACACUAUGUAAUGCCGGUUUCUUUUUCACAAAUCAAGAAGACCUUGUUCGUUGCUAUCAGUGCGGGAUUGGUCUGAAGGACUUCUCCUUUGCGGACAAUCCACUGAACGAGCAUGUUAACAAUUCUCCUGAAUGUAUUUAUCUUGAAGAAUACCUUGGUCAAGACGUUCUGUCACAAAUCAAGAAGAAAGUAAUGAGUGAAGAUAUUCAGUUGUCUGUGAAUGAAACAUCCAGAUAUCGACAUCCGGAAUAUAGUUCCUACAAUAUAAGGCUGUCAUCGUUUAGUAAGUGGCCAAUGAGUUUGAUGCAAACUCCAGUACAACUUGCCGAAGCUGGACUUUACUAUACUGGUUUCGACGAUCACGUACGAUGUUUUGCAUGCGAUGGUGGGCUUAAAAAGUGGGACCCUGAGGACGAUCCCUGGACAGAGCAUUGUCGGUGGUUCCCAGAAUGUCCAUUUGUAUUAGAGAAUAAGGGAGAAGAGUAUGUCAAACUUGUGCAAACAGUUACCGCCCAUGAAAUACAGAAAAGGCUAGAAACUGAAGAGAAACCGGCAAAUACAUCAGCAGGCCCCGAUAUUUCGAGUGAAAUGGAACGCCUCACGUUCAAAGACCAUGAGUUUAAUGCGAAUAUUAACGACCAUAGAGAAACAUGUUUGGAAAUGGGGUAUAAAGAAAAGGAUUUUGAAAUUGCUGCAAGGAAAUUGGCAAGCAAGGGAAACGUCAAACCAACACUUAUAGAGAUCAUUGAUACUUUAGAGACUGGAGAAAAGGAUGAAGCAGGUGUUGACAAACCAGGAUCAAUGAAAGAAGAAAAUAUUCGCCUUAAGAGCCUGCUGUACUGUAUGACGUGUAAAGUUAACGCUGUGAAUGCAUUGUUUCUACCUUGUACUCACCAUAGAAUGUGUAUGAUAUGUGCCGAACAACUUGCAGAGUGCCCUGUUUGUAAAAGACAAAUUAGGCAAAAAAUCAAAACAUAUUUGGUUUAAAUACAUAUAUAAAUAUAUAUAUGAAAGUGACAAUUAAUUUAACCAUAUACAAAACAGUUUCUUCAUGUUUAAAUCAUUCAAAAGCAGUCUUAAGUGUUUAAAUGUUGAAUUCUGCUUUAGGGGGCGUGAACGCUAACUUGCAAUUUCAAGUACAGCGCAUGAACAGGCUCAGUCAAACUGAGCCUAAAUUUUUCCAAUUUUGCGGUGUAGGGAUUAUGUUUUUCUCUGUUUUAAUGGUAUUGACUGUAACUUGAAUUUACCAAUGCUGAGCCUGCAGCAUUUAAAGUUUGGGCGUGUUCAAAUUUUGACUUUUAAAAAUUUCAAUCAAGUUAUAAAAUAUGCACAAUUCUGAUCAUCCCUUUAAUACAUAUAAGGGUUUGAAGAUAACUGUGAUAUUUAUUGUGUAUUCCUUUUUCAAUUUUUGUGUGGGAUUAGAGAUUAUUCAUUUGUUUAUUUUGUUUUUGUUGAUUAUGUGUUUGAUUGUUUGUUGUUGUUUUUUUUGCUGUUUUGUUGGUUUACGCAUCUUUUAUUUUGUGUAUAUAUAUAUACUUGGUAUGCGCUUUCGUAUUGUAUAAGAUAUUAAGUUGUUAAUAUUGAAGGUUAAUUAUCUCAGUUAUGUUCAUCUUCCUUUAACUAAUGCCAAUUUAAAAUAAACUGUCGAUUGCUAGCAUUAAAGUAUAA